AUGCUGAAGUUCUGUAAGUUUUAUAUUAGUUGUAUUGAUAGUUUUUAUGGCUUUUUUUAUGCAGUAGCAUUGAAAGGUGGAUUGUUUGCAAAAAGCUUUAGAUUGAAAUUGGAGUUACCAAAUAUUCAUAAAUUUUAUUUUCAAUUUUCUUCUGAAGUUUAUUCUAAAUCUCCUUUUACGCAUUAG
Messenger RNA from Funneliformis caledonium, 186 nucleotides. NCBI's taxonomy places the organism in Eukaryota, Fungi, Glomeromycota, Glomeromycetes, Glomerales, Glomeraceae. The record is from the annotation of a GenBank genome assembly.